This is a messenger RNA of Malassezia vespertilionis, 936 nucleotides long. RefSeq names its product casein kinase 2 regulatory subunit (gene CKB2). The transcript has 2 exons. The record is from RefSeq and is a predicted model, not a curated record. Gene Ontology annotation, molecular function: protein kinase regulator activity. Gene Ontology annotation, cellular component: cytoplasm; protein kinase CK2 complex. The coding region runs from base 1 to 936 and encodes 311 amino acids. Lineage: Eukaryota; Fungi; Basidiomycota; Malasseziomycetes; Malasseziales; Malasseziaceae.
AUGAUGGAAGAGCUCUCUUCCGGCUCGUCGGACUAUGCAGCGAGUACCUGGAUUGCAUGGUUUCUCUCCACGAAAGGAAACGAAUACUUCUGCGAGCUGGAUGAGGACUACAUCCUCGACCGCUUCAACCUCACAGGCCUUAACACAGAGGUGCAGCACUACAUGCAUGCGCUGGACCUGAUUACCGAUGCGCUAGACGAACAUCUGGGCGAUGAGCAGCGCGAGCAAAUUGAGGCCCAGGCGCGGAUUUUGUAUGGUCUCGUGCACGCACGCUACAUUCUCACAACGCGCGGCCUCGCCAAGAUGCUGGAAAAAUACAAGCGUGCGGAUUUUGGGCGGUGUCCGCGCGUGCUCUGCUCCCAGCAGCCACUCUUACCGGUAGGCUUGUCGGACCUGCCAUAUCAAAACCCCGUCAAACUGUACUGCCCGCGGUGCGAAGACUUGUACAGCCCCAAAAGCUCGCGGCACGCGUCCAUCGACGGCGCAUUUUUCGGAACCACAUUCCCACACAUGCUGCUUAUGGUAUACCCCCACAUGAUCCCUGUCAAGACUACAAGCCUCCCGCAAACGCCGACCAGUGCGAAUGCACCUAAGCAGGCGUAUGGCGGAGUUUCUGCCGACGCACUCCACCAGCGUGCACUUGCGCUCGAGCAGCAGAACCAACUCUUGAGCCCGAGUGAGGACGUCAGCAGUGAGUCGGGUGCGAAUGGAAACACACGUCCGUUUGCCGACUCUGCGCCGCGCCCGUCCACCGCCCAAGGCGCUCCUGCCGUCCCCCACGUAGAGCGCCUGAUCCCACGCAUCUUUGGCUUUCCGGUGUACGAGACGAGCCGCUUAAUGGCAUGGCAAGAGAAACAGCAACGCAAUCAAAUUGCACGGAUUAGCCGUGUGCAACGGCCGCUGGAGUCGACGGGACCGCAGCCAUUGUCUAAAUAG